CGCUGUGCUGAUGAGUGCAGUGGGAAUUGGCGUUGGCAAGAGGCGCGCGCGACGGGACAGACCGAGGCGCAGAAGAAGCGGCUUUGCCAUUAUAAACAAGAGACUCGUUAGUUACGGUUUUAAAAUUUGACAUUUCUCGGCGUUUUAAUAUCAAACAUUAAACUCUAGCAACUUUUAAAGAUAUACUAGACAUGUUAAACACGAUUAUCUUGACGAAAAUAUUUUAGUUCUAUUGUAACGGCUCAUAUUUUAAUUCAUUUUGAGCGUUAUGAAGUUACUGAGCGUCAUGGAAAAUGCAGAGAUAAUAGUUUUAUGCGAUUUUAGUUAAACGGGAUAUGACCAUGGACGCAGUUGCACCGUAGGUCUCUGUCGGACGUUGCUGUGAGAGAGAGAUGGGAAAAUGGGAGUUAACCAUGGACCCUGUUCAGGAGUGGGGUGAGGAGUUUGAGGAUGGUGCCGUGUUCGGCAUCACACUGCGCAGAGAGCGAGUGCAGCAGUCAGGCGAGGCGGCCGAGGCCUCUCCCUGCUGUGCGUACGUUCAAUACCGUACAUCUAAAGUCCGGAGGCUGAAAGCAGCCACGCUGAACCGUGUGGUGGAUCACCUGCUUGAUCCCUGCUGCCAAGAGCAGGACUAUGGGAGGAUACUUCUUUCUACAUACCGCACCUUCAUCAGCACCAACAAACUCAUCGAGCUGCUUUUCCAGAGAGACAGUCUUGACUCUGAGCUGGACAACAGCAAGUGUCAUAAGAGCUCUCUAUGGACUCUACUCCAGACCUGGUUGGAUGAGUUUGCUGAGGAUUUCAGGGAUCCUCCAAUGCACUCUUCGUUGCGCUUAAUGUGCCUGCAGCUGAGGCGACACACCUCUCUUUCGGCCCUGGCCAAGUGCUAUGAGGCUCUCCUCAAGAAAUUCCAAUCAGAAGGUGUUGUGAAUAACGAUCAAGCCGGUGGGGAACAGGAGCCGGAGUUGAGUCAGGGAGAGAAGGACUUGGAUGAUGUAAGCAGUCAGGCAGACUUCAUGGACUUCUCUGUCACAGAACUUGCAGAACAGCUCACCAGACAGGAUGCUGAGCUGUUUGUGAAGGUGGUGCCCUUCCAGUGUCUGGGCUGUGUGUGGUCUCAGAGAGAUAAGAAGGAAAACCUCUCACCCACCAUUCGUGCUACCAUCUCCCAGUUCAACGCUAUUACUAACCGUGUCAUCACCUCACUGCUUUGCCCAUCCACCUCUCCCUCUUCCACUCCAUCAUCCACUCCGAACCAGAGAGCAAGAAUCAUCGAGAGAUGGAUACGAGUUGCACAGGAGUGCAGGCAGCUGAAGAACUUCUCCUCCCUGAGGGCCAUUUUGUCUGCGCUGCAGUCCAACCCGAUUUACAGGCUGAGGAAGACCUGGGCUGCAGUAAGCAGAGAAAGUGUGAGCACCUUUGAGAACCUGUGUGAAACUUUCCCAGAUGAGAACUGUGUGUUGACCAGCAGAGAAAUCCUUGUGGAGAUAUCUAGAAUACAUCGUGCUUCUGCAGCAGUCCAGGAUGGGAACCAGGCAGCCAUGGACAAUAUUUUACCCAAGACAUCCAAGCAGUGUCCCCUGUCCAAACAGAUGAACACCAACAAUGGAGUUGUGCCUUACCUGGGAACAUACCUCACUGUACUCACCAUGCUGGAUACAGCGCUGCCUGAUACUGUGGAGUGUGACUACAUAAAUUUCGAGAAGCGCAGGAGGGAGUAUGAGAUUCUGUGGCAAAUCCGUCAGCUCCAAGCAUCUUGCUCUCAGUACACUUUACCAGACCAUCCUCAGAUUGCAGCCUGGUUACAGUGUCACAGCCUGCUCACAGAUCAGGAGAGUUAUGAGUUGUCCAGACAGCUGGAGCCUCCACUUGACAGCUGUUCACCGUCCAGCGGUACAGCCUCGAAUCACCGUUCACUCACCAAAAGGCUGACUUCCCUCCUGAAUGUGACUGACAGCUCCAAAAAGAAUGCUGACCAAAUUAGUGUCUCAUCUUCUGGAUCCAGCAGCUCUGAAAUGGAGGAUCUCUCCACAAAUCAGUCAUCUCCUCUUGGAGCACAGUCACUCUCAAGCUCCUGCCAAAACAUGGCUGACAGCAUUUCUUCCUCUUCUCCUACGGACUCUUCUGGCUCCUCCACCAGCUCCCAGGCCGAACUCAUUCUCUCUUCACCGGCCACUUCAUCAACUCCAUCCAAGCCUGGCCAUAAGCGCUCAGUCUCCAUGACCUCGCUGCCCCUGUACAACAGGCAGGUGGCCGACUCCUGCAUCAUUAGGAUCAGUGUGGAGAGCGGCAACAAUGGCAACAUGUACAAGAGCAUCCUGCUGACUAGUCAGGAAAAAACAGCCCAGGUGAUCGAGAGGGCCCUGCAGAAGCACAACCUGGAGAACGCCAGUGUACAGGACUUCAGUCUCGUCCAGAUGUUGGCUCAAGGCAAAGAGCUUAUCAUUCCAGACAAAGCCAACGUCUUCUAUGCCAUGUCUACUUCAGCCAACUAUGACUUUGUUUUACGUCGUUGUCCAAAAGGCCAGCGGAAACAACUCACACGCUCAGCAUCAAUGUCAGCAGGCCGGUCUACGAAAUAACAGAGCUCAGGAGAACUCGUGAUGAGAAGAAACUGAAUUUGCUUAGAAAUCGGCACGAUACUGAAAUGCCACUGAACUUGUUAUGGUUUCAGUUUUUAUAUAUGAAAUGUACAUAGAAUAUAUGUAAAUAGUCAAACAUAUUUAUGCUUAUUUAAUGGUUGCUAUUUGCUACCUGACAGAUAUUUUUCUAAUAAUGACAAUAAGUUAAUAACUGCUCACCUUGAACUUAACUGAACACUGAUUUCAGGGAGAGUUGAGGCAGGACACAUGGUUCUAACCUGCCAGAAGUGUAGAGGCUUUAUAUUGAUAAAAUUCUAAUAGUGGUAUAUUGUGUGCACUGGGUUGUAGCAGUAAGAUUCCUAAUCCCACAAGUCAUCUCUGUCUUUGAGAAAAAGUCACAGCGGCUACAGAACCAGUGUAAUAUGCAGCACAAACACUCAUCACAUGGCCUGAGUUUCGCUGUCAGUUUCUGUCAAACUGAGCAUGACUAUCACCUCAACGUUGCAGUCUUUGCAUACCAGAUUACAUAAUCAAGAGCUUCAUAGUAUUGUAGAAUUUAUAGCCUGUACCAUUUUCUCAUAAAGCAUAAUGAAUUUACACAAUUACUUCUUUUAGUGUGGACCUGAAAUUCAUUUCGGUACUACUGAGGCUCUUUCCCACUUACUUCAUUUUGCUGAUAAUUUGAUAAUUUGCAUCCUUUCUGUUUAUAAGACUUAGGUGAUACUUAAGAGGCUGAUAAAAAGCUAGCACAUGUCCUGUACUGCAAAUAUAGUUGAGUGUGUAUCACAUGUAGACAUUACAUUAACAUUUAAUGUCAAAUGUCAUGUUUAUACCAACAAGUUUCUUUUUUUUAACCACAUAUCUGAUGUAUCGUUGAUCCUUUCAGUGUCUUUGUAGAGCAACCUGCCUUUCUUAUGAUCAAAUUAUAUAUGGACAGCCAUUUCAGCAAGUUCCCACUUCAUAUCUUGAGAAAUCAUGACAAAAAGUAAGAUGUACUGCCUGUCUUUAAACUAGAUAUAGGUGACAGAGAAGAUCACAAUGUUCCUUUGCCAUAGCGCAGCACCAUGGUGAUAUCGAUUAGGCGUGUACCUUUUGUGUGCGUGUGUGCAUGUGUACGUAUGUGUGUGUGUGUGUGUGUGUGUGUGUGUGUGGGAGAUAAAGGUACUGCACUAACAGGCACAGUGACAUUCCACCGUCACACUGCAGAGUGAUAGAAGUCUAAUCAGCAGUUGCUACAAUGUUUAACAAUUCCACUGAAAUGUCUUGCACUUUCAUGCACUUGUUCCUGACUGAGGCUUUAGAGAAAGUCUGAUACUACCACUGAUAUCUAUUUAUUCUUUAGUGCUUUAAAAUAACACAUUGAAUUUCUGUGCAGUUAUUAUAGGAGAGAUAUAUUUUCUUGUUCCUAACCACAGAUGUAUUCUUUGACUCUGCUGUUUAAAGUAGAUUUGUUCUUACAAAAGAGAAAUAUUGUGUAGUAUCCAAUUCAUUAUUCUUAGGAGAAUCAGAAACAGACUUUGAGUUUAGUAACAUACUUGGAGAAGAAAUUAUCACACUGAUCAUUACUGUAUUAUAGUGUACUGUAUUUUGGACUUAUUCCACUCUGCAAUCCAUAGCAUUUCAUUGGCUUACUGUAGAUACUGCUUAUGCAUGUACAUGUAGCACUUCACUAAAGAUUAAAAUGAACUUAAACUGUU
This is a messenger RNA of Pangasianodon hypophthalmus (striped catfish), 4279 nucleotides long. RefSeq names its product ral guanine nucleotide dissociation stimulator-like 1. Bases 393 to 2582 code for a protein of 729 amino acids. Gene Ontology annotation, cellular component: plasma membrane. Gene Ontology annotation, molecular function: guanyl-nucleotide exchange factor activity. NCBI's taxonomy places the organism in Eukaryota, Metazoa, Chordata, Actinopteri, Siluriformes, Pangasiidae. The record is from RefSeq and is a predicted model, not a curated record. Gene Ontology annotation, biological process: positive regulation of GTPase activity; Ras protein signal transduction. The transcript has 18 exons.